UAUAUUUAUUCUCCAGAAUGUGCGAAGCAAAACAUCAUUGGCAUAACUUGACCAAGAGAUGCUCAAGUAACGUUCCAAACUAUAUCAAACAAACUGUUUCAUAUCUUUCUGUCUUAGGCAACAACGUAGAGGACAUUCAUUCACUACCCGAGACCGUCAUCUGCUCGCUGGGCUUCAUACAAGCAAUUACAUUCGCCUGCAUAAUUCUGAUGAAAUACAACUGGGUGUUUGUAUUGAAUGAACGAGUGUCGAUACCGAUGACGUCGAGUUGGCGCUGGGUGCUCUUCUUUGUUAUGCUGGCGUUCAGAUAUUCUGUCUAUGCUAUUGGUAAUGGAUAUGAGAGUGAUAACAAAGGCGUUUCUCUUAGAAUCAUAUUUAUAGCAGGUAUGUCACUUGAAGGUCUCAUGCUUUUCUUUCUUGCCAUUGCUCUAUACCACGAAUACAAAUAUCGAUCGACAGUUUUAGCAAGCCAGGGCGGAUUUUUCCGACAUUCUGCUUGCAAGCAUUGUUGUCGUCAGUUUUGGAUCUCUGGGCAGAGUUUGUGUUUUCUGCUGUUGGCAGCAUCGUUACUGUUGUUGGCAAUAGCCGAACGAGCUAUAGAGAGUGAUGACGAUCACAGUUCAGUCUGCAAAGAAGGCAACUAUUUGUUGUGGGCAUCAUCUGGUCUUUUGUUUGGACUCAUCGCAAUUGUCUUCAUCAUGGCUCUUUUGUCAGUAGCCAAGCAGGGAGAAGAUGCUCCUACUCGUACUUCCAAGAUUGCUCUGGUGAUUUCCCUUCUACUGAUGAUUCCAUCUCUCAUUCCUAUUGCAAUUUUGCGAGAAAUUGGUGAUGGACAGAUUGUUAACUGCAGUAUGAACUAUCUCUCUCCAUUCGAUUUGUUUCAAUUGAUGGCUUUCUUCUCGUGGCUUCUUUUCUUGUUUUAUAUUCGAGCGGAGUACCACAGGGUGUUGCAGGAAUGCAAGCAUGCAAUUGUCGGAGACAUUCAAUCGUUGCUGAAUUUCGAUCAAUCUCACAGAGCCAGAGAUUCUCAUGUAUAAACUUGCUGUAACUCAUUGCGUAUACAUACAACAUUUUGUAAUUUUUGCUUGAUAUGGUUACAUACAAUUUGUACCACUGAGUGAUGCCUAGCUAUCACAUUGGGUGUGAAUACAUGAAACAGUUGAUUGGUGGUUCA
Molecule: messenger RNA, 1174 nt
Organism: Corticium candelabrum
Lineage: Eukaryota; Metazoa; Porifera; Homoscleromorpha; Homosclerophorida; Plakinidae
Exons: 10
Coding region: 18-1037 (339 amino acids)
Source: RefSeq, a predicted model, not a curated record